GGGCGGGCCCUGCACGUGGAGCUGCCGUCUCAGCAGGAACGGGCCCGGGGAAGCCCUGCGGCCCCGCCAGAGGCGGGGACAGUGCUUUUCCUCUCCCUGCCCACCCGCGGAGAAUCCCGUGGCUACUCGUUCCUUCCGGAGAAGCGAGGAGUCGUUCAGCGUCGUCUUAGACACCUUCGGAACAUUGCUGCCCGGAACAUUGUGAACAGAAAUGGCCAUCAACUCCUUGAUACCUACUUCACACUUCACUUGUGUAAUUCUGAAAAGAUAUAUAAAGAAUUUUAUAGAAGUGAAGUGAUUAAGAAUUCCUUGAAUCCAACGUGGCGGAGUCUCGAUUUUGGAUUAAUGCCCGACCGCCUUGAUACCUCUGUGUCCUGUUUUGUGGUGAAGAUAUGGGGAGGGAAGGAGGCCACCUACCAGCUGCUGAUUGAGUGGAAAGUCUGCCUGGACGGGCUGAAGUACUUGGGUCAGCAGAUUCAUGCCCGCAACCAAAAUGAAAUAAUAUUUGGGCUGAAUGAUGGCUACUAUGGUGCUCCAUAUGAACAUAAGGGUUAUUCAAAUGCUCAGAAGAACAUUCUUCUUCAGGUGGAUCAGAACUGUGUUCGCAAUUCUUAUGAUGUCUUCUCUUUGCUGCGGCUUCAUAGAGCCCAGUGUGCAAUUAAACAGACUCAGGUAACUGUUCAGAAAAUUGGAAAAGAAAUUGAAGAAAAACUAAGACUCACAUCUACAAGCAAUGACCUGAAAAAAGAAAGUGAGUGUCUGCAAUUAAAUAUUUUGGUGCUUCGAAAUGAACUGGAAAGACAAAAGAAAGCUUUGGGACGGGAGAUGGCAUUACUGCAUAAGCAACAAAUUGCAUUACAGGACAAAGGCAGUACGUUUUCAACUGAGCGCCUCAAGCUUCAACUCCAGAAGGAAUCCCUAGAUGAGCUGAGGAAAGAGCGCACUGCGAAAAGAGAACUUUUCCUGAAGACUAAUGCUCAGUUGACAAUUCGUUGCAGGCAGUUACUAUCUGAGCUUUCCUACAUUUAUCCAAUUGAUUUGAAUGAGCAUAAGGAUUAUUUUGUAUGUGGUGUCAAAUUGCCCAAUUCUGAGGACUUCCAAGCAAAAGAUGAUGGAAGCAUUGCUGUUGCCCUUGGUUACACUGCACAUUUGGUCUCCAUGAUUUCCUUUUUCCUGCAAGUGCCCCUUAGAUAUCCUAUAAUUCAUAAGGGAUCUAGAUCAACAAUCAAAGAUAAUAUCAAUGACAAGCUGACAGAAAAGGAGAGAGAGAAUGUGACCUAAUUGAAAAAUCUCUGUUCAUGUAAAAACUCCCAAAAGUCUAUAGUUCGAUUCCAUUAUAACUACCUAAGGGUGCACCAUGGGACAGGCAUGAAGAUGAAAAAACAUAUGCUCGUGCAGAAUUGUAGACUGUGUUUUAGAACAAGACAGAAGAUUGCUAGGUCAUAGGAUUAAUUUUUCAUUUCACAAAUGAAGAAGAAGCAGGUUGAAAGAUGAAGUGAGGUCAUAUCACAAGUUAUAAGCAUUCCCUCUGAUAUGGCCCACUGAGGAAAGCAAGCCCAGAAGAUGGUGUGCUUAUUGUAGUGUGGUACUUUUAAGCAAGCAUUAAGGAGGUGUAAGAAAUGUGUUUAUUAAAAUGAGUCCGUGUCUGAAAAAUACCCCUUUUCCUAAUUUAGGGAAAGGUCCCCAGGAAAAAAUGACGUGAUGUGAAUCCAUAUAUGUUAAGCAAAGUCACUAUGUUAAGUUCUCAUUGAAAAUGUUAAUUAUUUAAAUCCCAUUUAUCAGUUGGUUCACUUAACUUUUUCUCUCUCUCUCUAAAAAGUACAAUGUGAAAUGCCCCUCUUCCCUUCUUUCUUGCCUCGACUUGUUUAUACUUAGUGGAGUUUGUUUUAUAUUUUUAAUUAUUUAGGACUUUGGAGUUAUGUUGGUGUCACUGAGUGACUGUGGUAAUGUCCUCUCUGAGUCUUGGUUCACCUCGUACAAUACCUAUUCCACUAGAUUAACAUGAGUAUUAAAUAAUGCACAGUGUUUGGCAUAUAGAACAUGCUCAAUAAAAUUUUGCAACCAUUA
Molecule: messenger RNA, 2067 nt
Organism: Myotis davidii
Lineage: Eukaryota; Metazoa; Chordata; Mammalia; Chiroptera; Vespertilionidae
Product: UV radiation resistance-associated gene protein
Exons: 14
Biological process (GO): SNARE complex assembly
Cellular component (GO): lytic vacuole; endosome
Molecular function (GO): SNARE binding
Source: RefSeq, a predicted model, not a curated record